UCUGCAGAGGCUGAUCAUUGAGCCUCAGUCAGUGUGUGUAUGUGUAUGGGUAGUGCUGGUCGUUUUGUUGUGUGUUAAGAGGAUUUUUCUCUGGCUCCAUGAAGACUCCAGUUCUUCUGUGCAUCCUGCUCUUUUCUCAGAGCUGGGCUUUCGAGUUUAUCAUCGAUGGGGAGUGGGAAAGUGAAAUGUCAGGUCCUUUGGAUCAGUACCACAAGUCUGGGAGAUACAGGAGAAAUGUUUUGACCAGUGGAGAAGAAGAGAAUUUUGAGGCAAUUCAAGGCAGUGACAUCACAGUUAAGAGCUAUAAGGUGGAGAGCAGAAUCACGUCGCGGUUCGCUCACACCACAGUCAAGAGCUCUGUGGUCAACUCAGGCCCAAAGGCCCAGAGCAUCGGCUUCAACGUGCAGAUCCCCAAACGGGCCUUCAUUAACAACUUCACCAUGAAUGUCAAUGGGAUCACAUUCGUCGGCUCAGUGAUGGAGAAGAUAGUGGCACGAAACCUUUACGCUCAAGCAAGAGCUCAUGGGAAAGCAGCCGGCAUCGUCAGAACUAACUCUCAAGCAAUGGAGACCUUUAGGACAGAGGUGCAUGUUCCUCCAGGCAGCAAAGUGGAGUUUGAGCUACACUAUCAAGAAAUGAUGCAGAGGAAACUGGGCGAAUACCAGCAUACUUUACACAUCCAACCUGGACGCCUGGUUCCACUGCUGCAGGUUGACGUGUAUAUAUUUGAGCCUAAAGGUAUCAAGUUUGUCACGGCCCCUAACACACUGGGAGAGCAAUUUUCAGAUAUAACUAAAAUCACCCGCACAAAAGACAAAGCCCACGUUGUGUUCAGACCAACUCUGCAGCAGCAGCGAAAGUGUGAAAACUGCACGGAAAGUGCAGUGGAUGGCAUGUUCACUGUGAAAUAUGAUGUGGAGAGAGAGAGCAAUGCUGGAGAACUUCAGGUGUCUGAUGGUCAUUUCGUUCACUUCUUCGCUCCAUCUGAUCUCACACCUCUUUCGAAAAACAUAGUUUUUGUUAUUGAUGUGAGUGGAAGCAUGUGGGGGCUGAAGAUGAAACAGACAGUGGAGGCGAUGAAGGCUAUUCUGGAGGAUCUGUCAAUGGACGACUACUUCAGCAUCAUAGAUUUCAAUCACAAUGUCCGUUGCUGGAGUGAAGAUCUGGUACAAGCUUCCUCCAUCCAGGUGGACGAAGCUAAGAAGUACAUCCAAAGCAUCAAGCCCAAUGGAGGCACAAACAUCAAUGAAGCUUUACUGAGAGCAGUGCAGAUGCUGGUGAGAGCGUCCAAUCAGGGACUGAUCGACCCACGUUCUGUCUCUAUGAUCAUCCUGGUAUCAGAUGGAGACCCAACAGUGGGAGAAAUAAAGCUGAGCACUAUUCAGAAAAACGUGAAACGCGUGAUGAGGGAGGAUUUUUCCCUGUUCUCUCUUGGUAUUGGCUUUGAUGUUGACUUCGACUUCCUGGAGCGAAUUGCCAUGGACAACAGGGGCGUUGCCCAGAGGAUUUACGCCAAUCAUGAUGCUGCGGAGCAGUUAAAGGCAUUUUACAGUCAGGUCUCCUCUCCUCUCCUGAGGACCAUCACCAUUCAUUUUCCUGAGAACACCGUGAAUAACGUCACUCAGAAUCGUUUUGACAAGUUCUUCAGUGGUUCUGAGCUGAUAGUGGCUGGAAAACUCCAACCAUCAGACCUCACCACGCUGCAAAGCUUCACCACCGCUUCUGCUGCCAACAUGGACAUGAACAUUCAGACAGAGGCGUAUAUUCAGGAGUUGGACUCUGCGCUCAGCACACAUCAACAUUCCUUCAACGGAUUUGCUCGGCAGAUGUGGGCCUACAUUACUGUCAAUCAGCUAUUGGCCGAACGCUCUCUAGCUUCUACUGCGAACAAGAAGCGUAAGAUCACUCAGCGGAUCGUGGCCCUGUCUCUGGAGCAUCAGUUUGUGACCCCUCUCACUGCCAUGCUGGUGGAGGGUCAAGACCAGGGGAGGACUGAACGACUGAUCGCAGACUCACCCAAAGACUCCAAACACGGCUGCUGCUCAGCCACUGCUUCUUCAUCUGGAUCAGUUCCAGUGCGACAGUUAGUCUAUCAAAAGCCUCCUUGGGUUCUGCCUACACCUGCUCCAACUCUUGGAGAAGCAACUGGAACACAUGAAAUUAUUCCUAAUCACGUCAUUAUUGUGGACAAUGACCCACACUUCAUCAUUCACUUACCCAGAAGCAACAUGGACAUCUGCUUCAACAUUGACUCCAAACCUGGACACAUCCUCAACCUGGUUUCAGAUCCUGGAACAGGAGUCACAAUCAACGGUCAGUUGGUUGGGUCUAAGAAGAUGAAGAACAAUAAAAUAAACACAUAUUUCGGCACCAUCUCCAUAUACUCUAAAACAGACGGUGUGCAGGUUAUAGUAGGAACCAACAGAAUCGACCUGAUGGAAGGCAGGAACAAUCACUCCUUCUCUUGGGGAGCCACAGUUGAACUGAUGCUUAACAGGAUGAAGGUGACCAUAGUGAAGGAGCAACAGGUUACUGUGGAGAUUGAUGGGAGGAUUUCAGUGAUGGUACUUUUGCAUCGGGUGUGGAAGAAGCAUCCUGUGCAGGUUGACUUCCUGGGCAUUUACAUGUCCAGUGACAACAAAUACUCUGCAAAGGUUCAUGGUCUCAUUGGUCAGUUUGCACAGGAGCCAGAGGUGAAGGUGUACGGUGUGCAUGAAGGAGCAGACCCAAAGAAGAAAGAGGCCAUAAUGGAAGUGAAAGGCAACAAACUGUCUGUUACCAGGGGCUGGCAGAAGGACUACAGGCGUGACAAGAAACGAGGUUCAGAUGUCUACUGCUGGUUUGUCCAUAACAGUGGGAAAGGCUUCGUUGAUGGCAGUUACACCAACUAUAUCCUCCCUCAACUGGACAGCUUCCUGAGUGCUCUCUGAGAGCACGAGUCUGCCUUACGCUAGUUGCUAAGAGAGAAAAAGAGGCUGAUGGGUAGAAAUCUGUUAUUUUAUAUAAGCCAUAAGAACCACCAAAAAAAUGGAAAGUAGCCAUUUGAAAAAAAGGUUUUUAAUACUACAAGAAAAUAUAUACAAAACAUGGGGAAACAGUGCUGUACAUCAACCAAUUGAACUGUACUUAAUUAUUAAUUAAGCCAAUUAAACUUCAAAACCAUCAAAAUGUUAAUGUAUUAUACCACUUCUGACUUGACUGUUUGCAGUGAAACAUUUAAUUGAAUCACUUAAGUUUGAAUAAUUAAAUAUUUUAUUCAUAUGCAACCAUUUUCAAUUACAACAAAGAUAACAAUGAAAAAAACCCCAAAACAAUAAAAACCAUUGGUCGAUUUGUUCCAGUAUGUAAA
Megalobrama amblycephala (Wuchang bream) is the source of this 3349-nucleotide messenger RNA. RefSeq names its product inter-alpha-trypsin inhibitor heavy chain 2 (gene itih2). The record is from RefSeq and is a predicted model, not a curated record. Gene Ontology annotation, biological process: hyaluronan metabolic process. Gene Ontology annotation, molecular function: serine-type endopeptidase inhibitor activity. The coding region runs from base 99 to 2930 and encodes 943 amino acids. The transcript has 20 exons. NCBI's taxonomy places the organism in Eukaryota, Metazoa, Chordata, Actinopteri, Cypriniformes, Xenocyprididae.